AUGUCGGUCGAUAUUGUGCCGGGGAUUACUUCACAUUACUCAAGAAGCAACGAGCAUUCGGUAGUUAAUAAUGAUAUUGACAUCGUGACAGGUUCACUAGCAUCUACUGUCUUAAAUUACCCUGCUUUUGUGGACGGUUUCGGAAAGAACGAACCAUCUAUGCAGCAUCAGAACCUUGACUUAAUGCAUAUUGCUAGGGAACUCAAUUCGGAAGAGCAGAUUUUUAAAGUCCUUUGGUCCGAACCAUCUGGAAGUUCAGCUGAAGAGGAAACAUUUUCGUCGCGUAGAAAGGAGCAUGGUGAGAUGGUAUCUGCAACGUUCCGGAGACGAAUUAUAACUUACAAACGAAGAGCGACAGACAAGCCAGGUGUACAUGCCGAAGAGCACAUCUUCAUCUACACGAUGGUGCCAAAAUUUCAAAUGAGAACAUUCGCCAAAUGA
Molecule: messenger RNA, 441 nt
Organism: Botrytis fragariae
Lineage: Eukaryota; Fungi; Ascomycota; Leotiomycetes; Helotiales; Sclerotiniaceae
Exons: 5
Coding region: 1-441 (146 amino acids)
Source: RefSeq, a predicted model, not a curated record